AACAUUCGAGGUAAAGAUAGUGUAACCAGUGGCCCAUGUAUCUGGGUUACAAAACCUAGAGCAAAUACUAAAUCAUACAAAGUGAAGGACCUGGUUAUAAUUACAAAAAAAUUUACAAAACCCUCUCACAAAAAAGGAAAACGUAAACACACUUCUCUUCAGUAUAUUGACAGGGAUGUUCUCGCUUCGACAGACAAGAAUCCAAAAGAUGAGGAAUAUGUCCGUCAAUUCACCAAAAAGGUGUGCCAGUUGAAAACUGAUGCACCUGCAGUUAUCUUGCCCCUAAUCAAAAAACUCCACUACACUUCCGAAGCUCACGCAGAAGUGGACAAUGGGCCUUUUAACAAGGCUAAGACUGGUAUCAUGAAUACCAAAAUACAAGAGAUUGUUGAAGGCCGUCCCAACAUCUCCAGCAAAGAUGUGUUUAGGUUGUUAUCCUUCAGUGAUGUAGAAAGAGAUUAGGUAGAGAGCACCACCUCAAGUCAGUGGCAAUGUGAGGAAUGGUAUAUUCACAAGGCUGGUUUCAUAAUAGCUUCAAAGUGUAAAAGAGUCUUUACCGGGAAAAAGGCCAUU
Messenger RNA from Pocillopora meandrina, 573 nucleotides. NCBI's taxonomy places the organism in Eukaryota, Metazoa, Cnidaria, Anthozoa, Scleractinia, Pocilloporidae. The record is from the annotation of a GenBank genome assembly.